CCAUUUGAUUCUCUUCUUCUCUUUAUUUAAUUUGUAUCCUUCUGAUCAUUGAGAAUUCUUGGAAUAUUGAACUCAAAGAAUUUCUAUUUUUUGUGCUGAAAAUUCAGUGUUUGUGGGAAUAGUAUGUAUAAUGCAAGUGAUGGGGUGGGAAGAGGGGGAAAUUAUUUGUAUGAAAAUGAUGGGGUGGUGAUGACAAGAGACCCAAAGCCAAGAUUGAGGUGGACUGCUGAAUUACAUCAACAAUUUGUGGAUGCUGUCACUAAGCUUGGUGGUCCUCAUAAAGCAACUCCUAAAUCAGUACUGAGGUUAAUGGGAUUGAAGGGUUUGACACUAUACCACUUGAAGAGUCAUUUGCAGAAGUAUAGACUUGGACAGCAGGCCAAGAAACAAAAUGCAGCGGAUGCAAACAAAGAGAACAGUGGGGACUCCUCUGGACAAUUUAGUUUGCAUUCCUCAGGCCCCAGUAUCUCUUCAUUAAGUAUGAACUUUAUGCAAGGAGAAGUCCCAAUCGCGGAGACAGUAAUGUGUCAGAAAAGAUUACAGGAGCAGCUUCAGGUGCAACAGAAAUUGCAAAUGAGAAUAGAAGCACAGGGUAAGUAUUUGCAAGCAAUAUUAGAUAAAGCUCAGAAGAGCCUCCCAGUCAACAUGAACUCUCCUAGUGAACCGGAAGCAACAAGAGCUCAUCUCAUUGCUUUCAAUUCACCUCUGUCAAAUUUAAUGGAUUACACCGUACCUGGAGAGAACCGGGACAACAACAUAGAGCUGCCAACGUCUAAUUACAUCGUGGAGAAAGAACAAAAGAUGGAUAUGAAUCUUUAUAAGCUCAAAGAAGAUUCCAUUAAUUUCGAUUUGAACUCUAGAAGUAGCUAUAUAUGA
Molecule: messenger RNA, 876 nt
Organism: Solanum dulcamara
Lineage: Eukaryota; Viridiplantae; Streptophyta; Magnoliopsida; Solanales; Solanaceae
Product: myb family transcription factor PHL11-like
Exons: 6
Coding region: 124-876 (250 amino acids)
Molecular function (GO): DNA binding; DNA-binding transcription factor activity
Source: RefSeq, a predicted model, not a curated record